AUGUCAUACCAGGCAAGGCCAGCAGGUUCGGCAUCCAGCGGUGGCGCUGGCAUGGGUAGCAUGGCAACAAGAAACCCUGUGAUGGAGUACAUCUGCGCCGACUGCGCCGCUUCCAACGAGAUUCGACCAAGGGAGCCCAUCCGUUGCAGAGAAUGUGGUCAUCGUGUUAUGUACAAGAAGAGGACGAAGCGUAUGUUGCACUUCGAGGCUCGUUAA
Messenger RNA from Ustilago hordei, 216 nucleotides. RefSeq lists its product as uncharacterized. Gene Ontology annotation, cellular component: RNA polymerase I complex; RNA polymerase II, core complex; RNA polymerase III complex. Gene Ontology annotation, molecular function: DNA binding; zinc ion binding; DNA-directed RNA polymerase activity. Gene Ontology annotation, biological process: DNA-templated transcription. Bases 1 to 216 code for a protein of 71 amino acids. The transcript is spliced from 2 exons. The record is from RefSeq and is a predicted model, not a curated record. NCBI's taxonomy places the organism in Eukaryota, Fungi, Basidiomycota, Ustilaginomycetes, Ustilaginales, Ustilaginaceae.